Molecule: messenger RNA, 3864 nt
Organism: Tetrapisispora phaffii CBS 4417
Lineage: Eukaryota; Fungi; Ascomycota; Saccharomycetes; Saccharomycetales; Saccharomycetaceae
Gene: SSD1
Product: mRNA-binding translational repressor SSD1
Exons: 1
Coding region: 1-3864 (1287 amino acids)
Biological process (GO): mRNA catabolic process
Cellular component (GO): exosome (RNase complex); P-body
Molecular function (GO): 3'-5'-RNA exonuclease activity; RNA binding
Source: RefSeq, a predicted model, not a curated record
AUGUCAGAUUAUAAUAAUAAUAAAAAGAACUCGUAUGUUCAGACUAUUGGAGGUAGGAACAAUCCAAAACAAAUCCAUGUUGCUCAUAGAAGGUCCCAAAGUGAAUUGACUAACUUAAUGGUCGAACAAUUCACUCUGCAGAAACAACUGGAAAACGUACAAUUACAACAACAAGCAUUAUUACAACAAGGUCAAGGUCAAGGUCAAGGUCAAUAUUAUAAUAACAAUGUGAAAAGUAGAAGUCAUUCUAGGAAUAAUUCGAAUUAUAACAACUAUUCAUAUGACAAUAAUAGUAGUCAUGGAUAUGGUGGUUAUGGCCAAGGACAUGGCAGAACUUAUAGUCAAAACCAAUCGCAUUCACAGUCACAAUACAACUCGGAUCUACAAGGUCAAAGCCAAAGUCAUAGAAGAACAGGGUCCCAAUCUUCAGGAGUAUAUGGCCAUUCAAGAAGACAAUCGUUAGUAUUGAAUGAAGCUAAAAAAGCUGCUGCUGAAGAACAAGCUAAGAGGCAUUCAGUAGUUAAUAUCGAAGAAGAUGACAACGUACCAUCUCUGUCUCCGCCUUUUGAUUCAGCAUCUACUGCUCCUGCUUUAGGCGCAACUGAUGAAGUUUUGCGUAAUCAAGCUGGAUUUAAAUUUCCUGCUGCUCCCGCUGCAAGCGUUUCUCACAAUUCAAGGAAUUCUUCACCACAACGUAAAGGAAAUAACAAUAACAGUAAUAUACCCACUUUUAAAUUUCCACCAGCUCCAGCAGCUGCCGUAAAUGAUGUCGACAAUAAUACCAAUAAUAACGAUUUUUCAUUCCCGCACCGUAGAUCUCAAUCAAGAAGCAACGAAGCAAGCAAUAAUUGGAGAUCGCCACAAAAUCAUUUGCAACCUUCAAAUCGUGCAAACAACAAUAAUACUAACGGCAACAACGAACAAGGACAGUCACAAUACCAUAGAUACCAUAAUUCUACCUCUAGUAAUUUUGGUUCUUUUGAUUAUUCCUCUAGCAACGGUUAUAACUCUCAAUUUCAGCCGGGUCAUAAACAAAAACAAUCAAACGGUUCCAUUCAAAUCUUUAACAACCAAAAUCAACAACAAAGAAAAUCAUUAUUUGCACCAUAUUUGCCUCAUGCAAAUAUACCACAGUUAAUUAAUGAAGGUAGACUGGUUACAGGUAUUCUGAGAGUUAACAAAAAAAAUAGAUCAGAUGCUUGGGUUUCAACAGACGGAGUUCUAGACGCUGAUAUUUACAUUUGUGGUUCAAAAGAUCGUAAUAGAGCUUUAGAAGGUGAUUUGGUUGCUGUCGAGUUACUAGCCGUUGACGAAGUUUGGGAUGCAAAGAAAGAAAAGGAAGAGAAGAAAAGAAGAAAAGAUGUAGCAAAUCAUAACAUUACAGAAAAUGGUAUGUCAGCAAACAAUAAUACUGCUGCAGUCGCAGCAGAUGAGGAUUAUCACAAUGAUGCUUCUGCAGCAAUUCCUAUGGUUUCAGGUGUAUCAAGAAAUUCUUCUAUAAAGACUUCUUUCUCAUAUGAUGGAAAUAAGAAUGUUGAAUCAGAACUUGCUGGUUCCUCAUCUAGUGUAAAGAGAAAGGGCUCUUUAAAGCAACGUCCAACACAAAAGAAAAACGAUGACGUAGAAGUUGAGGGUCAAUCAAUCUUGUUAAGUGAAGAAGAAGAAAUAAAUGACGAUUUCAAACCAUUAUAUGCCGGUCACGUAGUUGCCGUAUUGGACCGUAUUCCAGGACAAUUGUUUAGUGGUACUUUGGGUUUACUAAGACCUUCUCAACAAAACCAAAAUCAAAAACAAAAUCAACAUAAUGAUCGUAAUCAAUCACAUGCUCCAAGAAUUGUUUGGUUCAAACCAACUGAUAAAAAGGUUCCACUUCUAGCCAUUCCAACAGAAUUUGCUCCAAAAGAUUUUGUUGACAAUUCUGAUAAAUAUGCUGAUAAAUUAUUUGUAGCAUCAAUUAAACGUUGGCCAAUCACUUCUUUACAUCCUUUCGGUAUUUUGAUAUCUGAAUUAGGAGAUAUAAAUGAUCCAGAUAUUGAGAUAAAUUCUAUUUUAAGAGAUAACAAUUUCUCAGUGAAUGAAUAUGCGGAUCCAAAAAAUCAACUCAUGGAAAAACCAUCUUUUGAAACAAUCCCGUUGACUGAAGAUGAUUUCAAAGAAAGAUUAUCAUUUUCAAGUGAUGCUAAAACUAUAAAUCAUAAUCAAUGUAAUAUUUUAGCAUUUUCAGAAACAGGUACGUAUUCUGAAUUUGCUAUACAUGUUAAAAAUAAUGAUGAUGGCACCAUUGAAUUAGGUUGUCAUGUUGUCGACAUUACAGCUCAUAUUGAAGAUGGUUCUUCAUUAGAUAGAAGGAUUAGAAAAAGAUCAACAGGUGUAUUUUUGCCUCAAAAAUACGUCAACUUACUACCUGAACAAUUAACAAAAUUGUGGUCUUUUGAAAAAGAUAAAAAAUCAGCUACACUGUCUGUUUUAUUUACCUUAGAUCCAAAAACAUAUGCCAUUGAAUCAACAUGGGUCGGAGAAUCGUCAAUAAAACCAGAUUUAUUGAUGACUAUUGAGGACAUCAAUAAUGAACUUAAAAUAGAAGAUGUUAAUAAGCCAUCUUAUUUAUCAAAAAUUAAAGAUAUUGCAACUUCAUUCUAUUCAAAGAGAACAGGUUAUCCAAACAGUUCUUUAUUACCAAGCUUUUCAUUAUUAAAAUCUUUAGAUGAUGAGAUGGUUAAAAUCGAUUUGAAUAUUUUUGAAAAAACUAUUGGGUUCCAAAUUUUAAAUGAACUUCAAAUCCAAACUAAUGCUAAAGUAGCUGAGACAUUGUACACUAAAUUAGGAUCUUCCGCAUUAUUAAGAAGACAAUUACAGCCUGUUUCUAAUAAAUUAGAAUCAUUUAAAUUAAAAGCUGAAAGAUUAGGUCACGAUAUUGAUAUAAGCUCUUCAGACAGCAUUUUGAAAUCGAUAUUAAGUAUCGAAAACCUUGAAGAGAGAAGAAUAGUGGAAUUGCUAUUAUAUAAAAUUAAUUCAAGAGCUAAGUACUUCGUUGCUGGUAAAGUUGAACCAGAUCAAUUCGGACAUUUUGUCAGCAAUCUUCCUUUGUAUACACAUUUCACAUCUCCUAUGAAAAGAUAUGCUGAUCAUGUAGUUCAUAGACAACUACGAUCAGUUAUUAAGAAUGUACCCUACUCUGAAGAUAUUGACUCAUUAAAGAUUACAGCAGACUAUUGUAACUUUAAGAAAGAUUGUGCUUUCCAUGCUCAACAACAAGGUCUACACUUAUUUUUAUCCCAAACAAUAAAUGAUAUGAGCAGUAUAAAUAGUCAAAUAUUGACCAUGGCUAGGGUCACACAAGUUUAUGAAUCCUCAUUUGAUGUCUUAAUUCCGGAAUUUGGUAUUGAAAAGAGAGUUCAUGGUGAUCAAUUACCAUUGAUGAAAGCUGAAUUUGAUUCAAUGAAUAGAAUCUUAGAACUAUUUUGGGAAAAAGGCGUUGACAGUGCUACAUUUGUUCCCAAUGAUGAAAAAUCUCAGAACUCUUAUAGAAAUUCUAUUAGAAACAAGUUUAAGUCUACCUCAAGUGAAAUUGCUGAAACUGAGGCAGAGGCUAUAUCUGGAAAUAUUUCCUUAGUUUCUGAAACUUUGGCUACCAAAUUGGAAAAAUUAAAUCUAUCCGCACCAAAAAUCAAAUUUCCAAAAGAUUAUUCAAACACGAACUUAUUGGAUUCAUUCUUAAAGACAACUUGUAUUAAACAAGAUGAAGGAAAUAAUAUCCAGGAAAUCAAAGAAUUACAAGAGCUUCCAGUUCUUUUGAGAGCUGAGAUCGGUAUGGCUUUACCGUGCCUCUCUGUUCGUGCAUUAAACCCAUUUGUGAGAAAAUAA